AUGCCACUGAAACACUAUCUCCUUCUGCUGCUGGGCUGCCAAGCCUGGGGUGUAGGGUUGGCCUACUAUGGCUGCCCUAACGAGUGCACCUGCUCCAGGGCCGCCCAGGUGGAGUGCACGGGGGCACGCAUCAUGGCAGUGCCCACCCCCCUGCCCUGGAAUGCCAUGAGCCUGCAGAUCCUCAACACACACAUCACCGAACUCAGCGAGUCCCCAUUCCUCAACAACUCGGCCCUCAUCGCCCUGAGGAUUGAGAAGAACGAUCUGUCGCACAUCGUGCCCGGCACCUUCCGCCACCUGGGCUCGCUGCGCUACCUCAGUCUCGCCAACAACAAGCUCCGGGUUCUGCCCAUGGGCCUUUUCCAGGGCCUGGACAAUCUUGAGUCGCUCCUUCUGUCCAGCAACCAGCUGGUGCAGAUCCAGCCAGCUCACUUCUCCCCAUGUGGCAACCUCAGGGAACUGCAGUUGCAUGGAAACCACCUGGAGUACAUCCCGGACGGCGUCUUCGACCACCUGGUGGGCCUCACCAAGCUCAACCUGGGCAAGAACAGCCUCACCCACAUCUCCCCCCGAGUCUUCCAGCACCUGGGCAACCUCCAGGUCCUCCGGCUGUAUGAGAACAAGCUCACGGAUAUCCCCAUGGGCGCUUUCGAUGGGCUGGGCAACCUCCAGGAACUGGCCCUGCAGCAGAAUCAGAUCGGCAUACUGUCCUCUGGCCUCUUCCACAACAACCGGAACCUCCAGAGACUCUACUUGUCCAACAACCGCAUCUCCCAGCUGCCACCCGGCAUCUUCCUGCAGCUGCCGCAGCUCAACCGCCUCACCCUCUUUGGAAACUCCCUGAAGGAGCUCUCUCCGGGGGUCUUCGGGCCCAUGCCCGACCUGCGAGAGCUGUGGCUCUACGACAACCACAUCACAUCUCUCCCUGACAACGUUUUCAUCAACCUCCGGCUGCUGCAGGUCCUCAUCCUGAGCCGCAACCAGAUCAGCCUCAUCUCGCCGGGCGCCUUCAACGGGCUCACGGAGCUUCGAGAGCUGUCACUCCACACCAAUGCGCUGCAGGACCUGGAUGGGCAUGUCUUCCACGCAUUGACCAACCUGCAGAACAUCUCCCUGCAGAACAACCACCUCCGACAGCUCCCCGGGAAUAUCUUCGCACAUGUCAAUGGCCUCACGACCAUCCAGCUGCAGAACAACCAGCUGGAGAACCUGCCCAUGGGCAUCUUUGAUCACCUGGGGAACCUGUGUGAGCUGCGACUCCAUGAUAACCCUUGGCGGUGUGACACGGACAUCCUUCCGCUCCACCACUGGCUCCUGCUCAAUCAGCCCAGGGUGAGGACAGACACUCUGCCGGUGUGUUUCAGCCCGGCCAAUGUCCGAGGCCAGUCCCUUACUAUCAUCAAUAUCAACACUGUUGUUCCCAGCAUCCAAAUUCCUGAGGUGCCUAGCUACCCAGAAACGCCGUGGUACCCAGAAACACCCAGUUACCCUGACACCACAUCCAUCUCUUCUACCACUGAGUUGACCAGCUCCGUGAAAGACUACACUGAUCUGACCACCAUCGGGGUCACUGAUGACCGCAGUGUCUGGGGUAUGACGCAGGCCCAGAGUGGGUUGGCCAUUGCCGCCAUUGUAAUCGGUAUCAUUGCCCUGGCCUGCUCCCUAGCUGCCUGCAUCUGCUGUUGCUGCUGCAAGAAGAGGAACCAAGCAGUCCUCAUGCAGAUGAAGGCACCCAAUGAGUGCUGA
Molecule: messenger RNA, 1746 nt
Organism: Carlito syrichta (Philippine tarsier)
Lineage: Eukaryota; Metazoa; Chordata; Mammalia; Primates; Tarsiidae
Gene: LRRC15
Product: leucine rich repeat containing 15
Exons: 1
Coding region: 1-1746 (581 amino acids)
Molecular function (GO): protein binding
Source: RefSeq, a predicted model, not a curated record